AUGGCCCAAUGCCCAUUGGGUACAGACCCCCCCGUACCCCACGAGAAUGGCUGCCCCCGAACCCUCCAAAUAGGACCCCAUUUGCCUACUCCUUUCGAAAAUACAACUGCUGAUGUCAAUAGAGAGAUUAAUGAAGGGUUACACCACUUACCGUACACCGAUACCCGAGGGAGGCUGCCCAAGACACAGAACUCCGGGGUAAUUAAGAGCUGUGUCAACCCUUUACAAACUGACAGCCAGCCCUACAAGACAGAUUGUCCUGUCCCCCUCCCAGUUCCUGAUGCCUGCUCUCCCAUAAGGUCCAGUUGGGAGGGUUUAAUAUCGGAAAUUUGGGAUCACAUGUUAUGUGAUAAGCAAUAA
Molecule: messenger RNA, 360 nt
Organism: Nezara viridula (southern green stink bug)
Lineage: Eukaryota; Metazoa; Arthropoda; Insecta; Hemiptera; Pentatomidae
Source: the annotation of a GenBank genome assembly